This is a messenger RNA of Pectinophora gossypiella (pink bollworm), 1503 nucleotides long. RefSeq names its product venom acid phosphatase Acph-1-like. Gene Ontology annotation, molecular function: phosphatase activity. Gene Ontology annotation, biological process: dephosphorylation. Lineage: Eukaryota; Metazoa; Arthropoda; Insecta; Lepidoptera; Gelechiidae. The coding region runs from base 144 to 1316 and encodes 390 amino acids. The record is from RefSeq and is a predicted model, not a curated record. The transcript has 7 exons.
ACUGGCAGGACAGCUCCGGCCUUCUUCAAUAGCUAUUCUAUGUAUCUGUAUAUAAAUGGAGCGAAGGCUCGCCGCGUUACAGUCGAAAACUGUCGCGGGCGCGCGCUGACGGCGGCUGGCUGUUGUCGCGAGAAUAUACAAACAUGGGCCACGUGUGUAUGUUUGUUAGCUUGCUCUGUGUCGCCGUCGCCAGCGGCAUAAGGCCCCUGGCGGACUCAGUGGACUCCUUCCAAAACCUGCGCGCGACAGACGACGAUAUCAACGACACUGAACUGAAGCGCGUUUUUGUGAUAUUCCGGCAUGGCGAUCGGACACCGGACGAAGAAGAGCUAGCAUUCACCCCGACAAUUGAUUACACCAACAUUUUCUUCCCAUACGGGCCGAAAGCUUUGACUAAUAAAGGUAAGGAGCGUGCGUACUACGUUGGCCUGUACCUGAGGACUCGAUACAACGGGUUGCUCUCCUCCUUGUAUUUGCCAGAAGAGAUCACAGUUCGGACUACAGACUACGCCCGUACCAAGAUGACAGCUCUCGCCGCCCUUGCAGGCUUGUACCCGCCACAGCAAGUCCAAAAAUGGCACCCUCAUUUGGCAUGGCAGCCUAUACCAUACAACACCCUGCCCUUUGACGAAGACGAUCUACUUUACUAUUACAACUGUCCUCGGUAUUUAUGGGUGAGGGACCAGGUCUACGACUUGCCAGAAAUGCAAGAGAAGAUAAAACCUUACACUGAAUUAAUGCAUUAUUUGAGCGAACAUUCAAAAUCUCGUAUCAAAACGACAGAAGAUGUCUUCUUUAUGGACAAUCUUUUUAAAGCUUUGGACAACGUGGGGAUGAAAAUUCCUCGGUGGGCCGCGGAAGUGAUGCCGAGAAUAAAAGAAGUAACGAAAAUAGAAUACGCAGCCGAGUUCUAUAAUUCUGAAGCUAUACGGCUGGCAUCAGGUGUACUAAUGGGCGAGAUACAGAAGGCAAUGGCUAGCGUUGUGUCUGGGAGUAAUGAGGGGCCCAAGAUGCGGGUGUAUUCCGCCCACGAGAACAACGUGGCAGGCCUAAUGGCGGCAUCCAGGGUGUUCGUCCCCCACCAGCCGCCGUACGGGGCCACCUUUUCCUUGGAACUGCGGAGGAAGCCGAACGGGGAGUUCGUUGUAGCGGCUGUGUAUACGCAAAAUGUGGGACCAACGGCAACGGUUCAGAUUCUGCCGAUAGACGGGUGUGGAGGCAAGGUGCUCUGCGACUUUGACACUUUCAUGGCCCUCGUUAGUGAAUACGCUUGGACCAAACACGACUACAAACUAAUGUGCCCUAAAAAAUUCUAGUGAAAAUUACUAAAUAGACUAGGUUUUUAGAUUGAAUUAAAUGUGCGAAAUUAAUAUAAUAAGAGACUGUGACGAAGCAAAGUACAAAAAAGCUCGAUAUCAUUAUGAAUUUAAUAUAAGUUAAUAUACAGUCAUAUUUAUGGUUGACAUUGAUAAUGAGUGAGAUGAAUAAAGGCUGUGAUUUUUA